This is a messenger RNA of Cavenderia fasciculata, 2037 nucleotides long. RefSeq names its product 1,4-alpha-glucan branching enzyme (gene glgB). Lineage: Eukaryota; Evosea; Eumycetozoa; Acytosteliales; Cavenderiaceae. The record is from RefSeq and is a predicted model, not a curated record. Gene Ontology annotation, biological process: glycogen biosynthetic process. Bases 1 to 2037 code for a protein of 678 amino acids. Gene Ontology annotation, cellular component: cytoplasm. The transcript has 5 exons. Gene Ontology annotation, molecular function: 1,4-alpha-glucan branching enzyme activity; hydrolase activity, hydrolyzing O-glycosyl compounds; cation binding.
AUGACAAAAGAUUUUAGUAAAGCAACUGAUGGUACUAAAGUCAUAUCAGACGACCCAUGGUUAGAACCAUAUGCACAGACACUUCAAAGAAGACACUCACAUAUCGAUUACAUGGUCAACCAAUUUAAAGAAAAGGAAGGUGGAUUAAAGGCAUUUGCAGAAGGUUACAAAUUCUUUGGUUUCAAUAUCACAAAUGAAGGUGUACAUUAUCGUGAAUGGUUACCAUCUGCUCAUGGUGUAACUUUGGUUGGUGAUUUUAAUGGAUGGAAUAAAGAAAGUCAUCCACUUGAAAGAGAUGAAUAUGGUAGAUGGUAUAUAUUUUUAAAGAAUACAGAGGAUGGUAAAUGUGCCAUUCCACACGGCUCCAAGAUAAAGAUAUAUGUAAAGUUGCAAAACGGUAAUUGGGACUACCGUAUUCCAGCCUGGAUCCAUAGAGUCGAGCAAACCAAAGACAAUCCAGUGUUUGACGGUGUAUUUUGGAACCCAGCUCAAAAGUAUACAUUCAAGCACAAGUCACCUGCCCCUCCAGCCGCCGGCUUGCGUAUCUAUGAGGCUCAUGUUGGCAUGUCGAGUGAGAACCCAGAGAUCUCAUCCUACAAAAAGUUUAGAGAGACCGUGUUACCACAGAUCAAAGAGUUGGGUUACAACUGCGUCCAGUUGAUGGCUAUCAUGGAGCACGCCUACUAUGCAUCGUUUGGUUACCAAGUCACCAACUUUUUCGCCAUUAGCAGUCGUUUUGGUACACCUGAAGAGUUGAUGGAGAUGAUUGAUGCUGCCCACGAAAUGGGUCUGCUCGUGUUUUUGGACGUUGUUCACAGUCACGCUUCAAAGAAUGUUCUCGACGGUCUCAACCAAUUGGAUGGUUCCGAUCACCACUACUUUCACUCGGGAGGACGUGGCAACCACGAUGUUUGGGAUAGCAGACUAUUCAAUUACUCCAAUUGGGAAGUACUUCGUUUCCUCCUUUCCAAUCUCCGUUUCUUUGUAGAUAAAUAUCAUUUCGAUGGUUUCAGAUUCGAUGGUGUCACCUCUAUGAUUUAUUAUCAUCACGGUUUAGCUCCUGCUUGUUCCUAUGAUGAUUAUUUUGGUCCUGCUGUUGAUGAAGAUGGUUUAUAUUAUUUAUCUCUUGCAAAUACAUUAUUAAAAGAAUUAAAUCCAAAUAUUAUAACAAUUGCAGAAGAGGUAACUGGUAUGGCAUGUCUUUGUCGUCCAAUUGCAGAGGGAGGAUAUGGAUUUGAUUAUAGAUUGGGUAUGGGUAUUCCAGACAAAUGGAUUGAAUUGGUAAAGACAAAGGAUGAGGAGUGGAGUAUGGCAACCAUUUCCCAUAUGCUUUCAAAUCGUCGUUACAAGGAAAGAAACAUCUCUUAUGCAGAGUCACAUGAUCAGUCGUUGGUCGGUGACAAGACACUUGCCUUUUGGUUGAUGGACAAGGAGAUGUAUGAUCAAAUGUCGACCACCAGUCCCAUCACACCCAUCAUUUCUCGUGGCAUGUCACUACACAAGAUGAUUAGAUUGAUCACAUCUGCUCUUGGUGGUGAUGGUUAUCUCAACUUUAUGGGAAAUGAAUUUGGUCAUCCUGAAUGGGUUGAUUUCCCAAGAGCUGGCAACAAUGAAUCCUAUCAUCACGCCAGACGUCGUUGGGAUUUACACCGUGAUAAAUUACUUCGUUAUCACCAACUUCGUAAUUUCGAUAUUGCAAUGAAUCAAUUGGAAGAUAAAACUAAAUGGUUAAUUGAUUCUCAAGCAUUUAUAUCAUGUAAACAUGAAGAUGACAAGGUGAUUGUAUUUGAAAGAGCAGGACUUAUUUUUGUAUUCAAUUUCCAUCCAUUCAAGAGUUUCUCAGAUUAUCGUGUUGGUAGUGGCUCGAGUGGCAAGUAUGCCAAUGUUUUGGAUUCAGACAGAGAAGAGUUUGGAGGUUUUUGUCGUAUCGGAACCACUCCCCAUUUCACUGAAGCUGUUCCAUGGCAUGAUCGCACCCAUUCACUCAAGGUUUACAUUCCAUCAAGAACUUGCCUAGUUUUACAAAAAGUUGAUUAA